This is a messenger RNA of Leucoraja erinaceus (little skate), 4187 nucleotides long. It is a transcript of the gene cfap157, whose product is annotated as cilia and flagella associated protein 157. Gene Ontology annotation, cellular component: cilium; ciliary basal body. Gene Ontology annotation, molecular function: microtubule binding. The record is from RefSeq and is a predicted model, not a curated record. The coding region runs from base 190 to 1812 and encodes 540 amino acids. The transcript has 9 exons. Lineage: Eukaryota; Metazoa; Chordata; Chondrichthyes; Rajiformes; Rajidae. Gene Ontology annotation, biological process: sperm axoneme assembly.
CAGCAACAGGACCAGCGGUACCGGUAACGGCAGCAACAGGACCAGCGGCACCGGUAGCGGCAGCAACAGCGACAGCAAUAGGACCAGCGGCACCGGUAACGGCAGCAACAGCGACAGCAAUAGGACCAGCGGCACCGGUAGCACCACCAACACCAACACCAACAACUGCAGAGGCGACGCCAAGCCAACAUGCCGCCCAAGAAGAAGGAGAGGCCCCUCACCCCGGUGUCGAUCACCGACGAGAAUGUGGAGCCGCUGACCGCCAUGGAGCGGGAGCUGUACAUCAUUCAGGUCAAAGACCUGGAGGGCAGGGUGAACAGGUACCAACGGAGACUGGAUGAACUGGAAGUGACAAAGACCGAUGCUGAUGAGAAGCAUGAACAAUUUAGCAAAGACUUGCAAGACGUUAUUGCCUACCUGAAGAAGGGCCUGAAUCAGAGAAUUGAUGAGAUUGCUGAUUUGAAUGACAAGAUAGUUGGUUUGAUGCAAGCCAAGGAAACUGAUAAGACGACUUAUGAAACCCAGAUGGCACAGUUGCGUCAAGAAUUUCAUGAAACAAAGGAUCAACUCACAUCGGAGAAUAUGGUUUUAGCUGGAAAGCUUGAUGCGCUGGAGGAGUUUCGAAUUCAAAAGGAGGAUUUGAUGGCAAAGUUUGCUGCACUUGAAGAGCAGCUAAAGCAGCAGGAAGAAGAGCACAGUGAAAUUAUUUACAACUUGGAGAGGAGGGCAGUGGUAGAUAAAGAUAGAUUAAAGAAGGAGAUGAUUGCACGGGUGAAUGCGGUGGCCGCUGAAUUCCGUCGUAUUUCAAAGAAGCAAGUGGCAGAAACGACAAAAAGAGCCAUACGUGAAAAUGUAUCCAUUAGCAGCCAGCUGGGAAAGAUGUCAGAUAAAAGUAUGAAAAUAAUCAAAGAGAAUGAUGAACUGAAAAAUGAAGCCACGAGGCAGUGGAGAAACAUCAAUAUCUUGGAGGAAAGUCAGAAAGAGCUGAUCAGGAAGAAUCUCAGCAAUGUAAAGGUUAUUCAAAUGCUGACUGAGAAAUGCAAAGUGCAGCAGAAGUCAUUGGAAAGCUGCACGCAGAGGGAGAAGAUGGUUCAAGAAUUUGAGAUAACAAUACAAGACCUUGGGGCUCAGAAUGAAUCUCUAAGGAAUGAAAUAACAUCUGUAAAGGAGGAUCUGGAGGUAAAACAAUUUCACCUGGAAAAACAGAUGGCCAAAGCGGAACACCAGGAAAGGCGCAGGAAGCAGGUGGAGAAAGUCCUCUCUGAUGCUGCCUAUGCUUUGAAAGAUGCCCUGCUGGAGAGCACAGAAUGUACAGAUGAAAACAUUCUUACCAUCGGUGUGGAAAAGACAGAAUCUGAGAUUGCAGUGUAUACUCGCCGAAGUCAAAUGAUGCAGAAACUGCUGCAGUUACUGAACAGUGCGGCUGAACUUAGUCUUGGACCUGCACCAGAAGAAUUUAUUACUACUGAGCUGCCUAUUAUUGAACAUAAGCCAGGGAAUAUAACAGCAAGACCAGGUUCUGCCUCUAGUGCUGCUGAAGAAUCAGGCCUUCUGACCCACUAUAAAGUAGGUGACCUGGGUCUGGUUCCACGACCACAGCAAAUGACCUCCAGCCUUGUUGACAAAGUGACCCAGCUAUCAUCAACAAGUCGUCUUGGUUUACUCAGGCCUUUUUCGAAAUCAGCACCAACAAAAUUCAGUUGUUUGCCCAAGGAUUUGGCUUGUGAAGAUCGGGGAAUGCAGACCUCAAUCCUGCCCAAAAUCAAUGCAGUAUACUGUCUUCAAGAUCAAGUGUGCAAGUCACCUUGUUAGGUCUUAUCGGGACCUAGUAAUAAAUGCCAUUGCUUUGUAUUUAAACUUACAUUUUUAAAUGAUCAACAGCAAAGUAAAUUUAUUCUUUCCAGGCCACUAAUUUUGAUCACAUUUUGGAAAAAUAAAUAAAAUCACUUAUUUUAAGAAAACAAUUCAUGGUGACAGGGACUAUGAUGGCAGAUUUUUAAGUUGUCUGGACUAUAACUUGCAAGGUUCCAAUUCAGUUAACCAAUGGGGAACAUUUUUUGUAAUUGCUGGCAGAGUUUAAGGGAAAGUUCCACAGGUUACAGCUGUCUUCUAUUAUUGAACCCAUCCUGCCAUGAAUAAAGUGGACAAGAAUGCCUCUUAAAAUGCCUCUUGUGAUGAUCCAAUCCCAGUCUUUCUGUGGGGUUCAAUCUUGCUGUGAGCAGAUGAUAUGGAAAAUGUCAGAAGCUGAGUGAGUUCUUUAAAUAUGCAUCACUAUCAUAGACAAGGCAACAUGGCAACUGAAGGGGCCAUGGCCAGGAAUCCCCAAAUUAGGUAUGUGGUUUUAUUACUUUAAGUGUGCGUGCGCGCAUGUGUCUUGUUUUGUGGCCAGAACAUAUCUGUACAAUUUUUGACAUUGUCAGUCGGAUGCCUAUGUUGUAACUAUUCCAGUAUAUUUACAAGUUAGUCUAAUUCAGGGGGCAUUAGCUAUCGGGAGAGGUUGGACAGACUUGGAUUACUUUCUCUGGAACACCGGUGUUUGAGGGGAGACCUGAUAGAAUUAUAAGAGGCAUAGAUAGGGUAGAGUCAGAACUGUUUUCCCAGGAUGGAAAUGUCAAAAAUUACAGGACAAAGCUUGGUGAUUGGCACAAUGUUAAAAGGAGAUGUGCAAGGGCAACUUUUUUUGCACGAGGGUGGUGAGUGCCUGGAAAAUAUUGCUAGGGUCGGUUGUGGAAGCAGAUACGAUAGUGGCAUUUAAGAGGCGGUUAGGGAUGAACAAUGCAUGGAUAUGGAUUAUGUGCAGGCAGAUAAAAGUUGGUCUUGGCAUCAUGUUCGGCACAAACAUUGUGAGUCGAUGGCCCUGUUCUUGUGCUGUACUGUUCUAUGUUCUAAAUGGGUUUUUUUUAGGUCUCAUCUCAAUGCAGGAAGUUGAUGGGAGACCUGAUAGAAGUAUGUAAGUUUAUGAGAGGCAUAGGUAGGGUAGACAGUCAGUAAAUGUCAAAGACUAGUGGACAUAGCUUUAAGGUGAAAGGGGCAGAAUUUAAAGGAAUGUCCGGGGCAAAUUUUAUACCCAGUGGAUAGUGAGUAUCAGAAACAGGCGGAAGGCAAAUAUGACAGUAGCAUUAACAAAGCUUUUCAGUAGACGUGGAUAUGCAGGGAAAGGAUGGAUAUGGAAUAUUUGCAGGCAGAUAACAUUAUUUUUUAUAAUAGUAUCAUGUUCUGAACAAACAUUGUGGGCUGAAGGGCCUGAUCCUGUGCUGUACUUUUCUAUGUUAUAAGCUGCAAUAAACCUGUAUAAAUUAAUAUUUAGCUCAUGGCUAUAACAAAGCUAAGUACCAUUGUGAGUUACUGGGGACAGAUGCUGACAGCUAAAACAAUUAAAACAUAGAAACCUUGAGGCAUGGCUUCUCCAGAUGGGCAAACUAUAUGGCUAAAACCCGAGGGUUGGUACAGGAACAAUUUGGCUUGGUCUCAUCCAAUGGAAAAGGAAAUUGGAAAUAUUAUAUUAGGGUGGAGGGACCAUCUGCUUCUUAAUUAGGAAAAUGCCAUAUGGAAAUUAUGAUUAUUUAAAGACAUCCAAGAUAUACAUGUUGGAAUGUCUCAAUACACAAAGAUGAAAAGGAGCAAAUACAAAAACAUCUGGCUUGCACAUGGCUUGAUAUUGGUUUAUUAUUGUCGAAUGUAGCAAGAUCUAGUGGAACACUUUGUCACACCAUCCUAUUUUCACCCACACAAAAGGCAUAACUGGUCUGUGUGGGUGUGUAUAUAUGAACUUGCUGUUAUCCUUCCAAGUUAUGGCCUGUUUAAAAAUAAGAGUUGCCAAGACUGCUUGCCAAAUGAUCAUGUCAAUGAAAAGGGGCUGAAAACUAUGCCCUGGAAAAGGUUACCGUUAAUUCCAAGAUACAGCGACUCAUUUUUGUACUUGCUUCAUUUAUUCAGUAAUCUACUGCAUUGUUCAUCAAGAAAUCAAAUAUGCAUUCCGGGAGAAACCUCUUGAUCCAGAAAAGGUAGGAUUUGCUGUGUCUCAGAGUGAGUGACGUGAUUGCAACAGAUGUAUUUAGUGAGAGGCCAUGGCUACCUUGUGUUACCUGUGGUGAGCUGAUGAGUACUUUUGAUUUGGAGGCUUAAUGUAGACUUGAGCGCAAAGUUCCCGGCAGACACACCAAACACUUCUAAGGGUCUGAACGAAA